Molecule: messenger RNA, 3895 nt
Organism: Ostrinia furnacalis (Asian corn borer)
Lineage: Eukaryota; Metazoa; Arthropoda; Insecta; Lepidoptera; Crambidae
Gene: Cpsf6
Product: cleavage and polyadenylation specificity factor subunit 6
Exons: 15
Coding region: 85-2280 (731 amino acids)
Molecular function (GO): RNA binding
Source: RefSeq, a predicted model, not a curated record
GGCUCUUUCUGUCAAUGUCAAACUGCGCGUCGGUCUUCUUCGACGGCUGCGUCUUGCGUGCGAGAUUAUUUUAGAUUUCGCAAAAUGGCGGACGGAGGCGUGGAUAUAGAUCUCUACGCCGAUGAUAUUGAAUCGGAUUUCAACAGACAGGACGAAUUUGGAGGUGAAAAUGUGGAUCUUUACGACGAUGUGAUCGCGGCGCCUGCAGCGAAGCCAGAAGACGGAGAUGGACCGCCGAACUCCUCGGCGCAGCAGCACUCGCACCCGCCAGAGGAGACCAACGGCAACGCAUCGUACCACAACAACGCUUCCAACCACGGACAUCAUGGCCGCCGCUGUCAGCUCUACGUCGGCAACCUAACUUGGUGGGCCACGGAUCAAGAUAUAGCUAACGCCGUCGCUGAUAUCGGCGUGACGGAUUUUCAAGACGUGAAGUUCUUCGAGAAUAGGGCCAAUGGACAGUCCAAAGGGUUCUGCGUCAUAUCCCUGGGCUCUGAGCCCUCCAUCCGGAUGGUCAUAGACCGUCUGCCGAAGAAGGAAAUCCACGGACAACAUCCCGUUGUCACUUUGCCAACUAAACAGGCACUCAACCAAUUUGAGAGUCAGUCGAAGACUCGCUCCACCCCGCCGGGGCCCAACAACCCGGGCAUGAGGGGGCCCCACCCCGGGGGGCCACCCGGACCGCACCCUGGAGACUUCUUCGGAGGCGGGCCCAACGGUCCCGGGCCUAACGGGCCCCGCAUGAUGAUGCCAGGGCCGGGCCCGCACCACCAGCUGCGCGGGCCGCCGCCGGGGCCCCCGCACGGGCCGCCGCACCACAUGCAGCAGCACCAGGGGCCCCCGCCGCAUCAUAUGCAGCACCAGGGCCCGCCCCCGCAUCAAGGUCCGCCGCCUCACAGGCCCCCAAUGCAGUCGCCGCACGGGCCGCACCACAUGCAGCCGCACCAGGGGCCCCCGCCGUACCACAUGCGCCACCAGAGCCCCCCGCCGCACCAGGGGCCCCCGCCGCACAGGCCGCCGAUGCAGUUCCAAGGCCCGCCGCAGAUGCAGCGGCCGCCGGGCCCGCGGCCGGGCCCGGAGUGGGGCCCGCGGGGCCCGCCGCACCAUAUGCAGCAGGGCGCGCCGCAGUACGGCCCGCCGCAACACCAGCUGCCGCCGCACCAGCUGCCGCCGGCACACGCAGUCAGUCCGCCGGGGCAGGGCAUGCCGCCGCCGCACCACCAGCUGCCACCGCACCAGCAGGGCCCGCCGCGGGGCCCCGCGCCGUUGCCGCAGCACCCAGGCGUAGGUCCGGGCGCGCCGGCUCCACACGUGAACCCGGCGUUCUUCAGCCAGCAGCCGCCAGUGCAGCCGGCGCCGGGCGCGCAGCCGCCGCCGCCGGGGCCGCCGGAACAAUUCGCAGGGCCCGGUGCGCCUUACGGCCACCCGCCGCACGGCGCGCCGCCGCCGGCGCAAGGCCCGCCGCCGGGGGCUAGGCAGCCCUAUGGCAGACCACCACAGAGCUACCCGCCACCAGCGGAAGCGGCGCGCGCGCCUCACCACGCGGCGGCCAUCGCGCCCCACGCGGCCCACGCACCGCAUCCGGCCAUCAGCGAGGCCGAGUUCGAAGAGGUCAUGGGCCGCAACCGCACCGUGUCAUCCAGCGCCAUAGCACGCGCCGUCAGCGACGCAGCCGCUGGAGAAUACGCGUCUGCUAUAGAGACGCUUGUCACAGCCAUCUCCCUCAUCAAGCAGAGCAAGGUUGCCCACGACGACCGUUGCAAGAUCCUGAUAUCUUCGCUGCAAGACACGCUGCACGGCGUGGAGACCAAGUCCUACAGCAGCGGCGAACGUUCGCGGCGCUCGCGCUCGCGGGAGAGAGACGCUCGCGCGCACCACCGCGCGCCGCGCCGCCGCGAACGUUCGGCUUCGCGCUACAGAGACCGCAGCAGGGAUAGAGAAGACAGGGAUCGAUACCGCGAACGGUCGAGUGGGCGUGACCGCGAGCGCGAUCGUGACGCGUACUACAGAGACUACCGUGAGAGGGAACGCGACCGCUCCAGGUCUAGAGACCGCGAACGCACUGAUCACUACAACAGGGGACACAGCCGGGAAGAGAGGCCGCGCAAAUCGCCAGCUGACGCGACAGCCGAAAGCGGCGCGGGCGACGCUAGUUCAGCGAAGUCACGCGCAGCCGCGGCGCCGUACUACGACGAGCGUUACCGCGAGAGGCGCGAGCGAGAUGCAGCACCCACAGAAAGAGACCGCGAACGCGACCAUCGCCGUGACCCGAGACACUAGGGGAUGGUCAGUACAAACAGCGUCUACGUCUUGCGGCGGCUUUAUUGAUGGACGGAACGUGGUCUGAGCGUUUUUGACUUUUGAUCGAUAAGCGUAAUGGUCAAUAUUGAUCGGACUAAGCGUGUUGGUCAAUAUUUAUUUACUAAGCUAAGCGUAUUGGUCAAUAUUGACUAAACAAGCGUGUUGGUCAAUAUUGACUAGACAAGCGUGUUGGUCAAUAUUGACUAAACAAGCGUGUUGGUCAAUAUUGACUAAACAAGCGUGUUGGUCAAUAUUGACUAGACAAGCGUGUUGGUCAAUAUUCAAGGGACUUAAGUGUGUGUUACAGAAUGAGCUCAAAACUCGAUUUAAUUUCAAGCAUAAAUAAAUGUUGAGGCUUUUGAUUGGUUGAAUUGCAAUUUAGACCAAUCAAUGACUGAGAUGGAACCGAGUUGUGAGCGUUGUUUUGUAAAGCACCUGAGCGUGUUGAUCAAUAUUGACUGGACUAGCGUAUUGAUCAAUAGACGCUUAGAUCAUGUGGGUCUUGGCUCCGCUGUGAUGCUGUUUGUACUUCGCAUUAGCGUUAAUCUUACUUGUAAUGUCUUGCCGUUUGACCCUCGUUCGUCUUUGAGAUAUUUGCAUCCAACAUUGUGUGAUAGUGUAAAGUACAAUUUGAUUAAUUGUCAUUGUCUGUUUCACCUCGAGAUUUUAGAAGCUAUCUUAGGGUAUUUGAUAAUACGGCAGGACUAAAGAAUAUACCAUUGACUCGUAAUGUAAGAUGUGUGAAAAUAAAAAUCCUUAAGGAUAAUUUAGUUGUAUGGUUUCUCUAGAACCCUGUAGAUUACAAACAAGUAUUGUUAAUGGUAUAUUUAGCAAGUGAGAUCACGCUAAGACUUUUAACACUGGAUUUGACUUGUUUUGAGCAAUGAAGAGUGCAUUUCUAUUAUAAUAAUAUGCUAAUUAAUAUACAAACCUAAUGUGCACUGUGAUGUUCUCGGAUUAGACUUGAGAAAUCUUGGAUGAUUCAUGUCUUGUACCAUGAAAUAGUCAUAUGAACAAGAUAUUAUGUAGCGAGUUUUCAACAUUAAAUUUGUUGAUCAGGCAAAAGUCUUAAUAUUUUGUUUAUUGUAAAUACACGCUUUUUCAAUCGAGUGUAUGGAACUUUUUUGUAUUAAUCGAAUUAUAUGUUGUAGAACAAUACAAACAUUAAUUUGCCUAAUGGACUAAUACCAAAGUGUAUUCUUUCAGCUGUUUAAGUUAUUAUCAAGUGCGUGUAGUAGACAUAAAGUCUUAAAAAUGUGAACUAUUGGGGUUACUCUAAUUAUUGUGUUUUGGCGUAUGACUUUGCAAAAUAAAGCGGUCACAUUAGAAUUAGUAAAAUCAACACAUGGGAGUAGACCAUAUUUUUGUAACGUAAAUUGGGAAGUACAUUCCAACACAAAAAUGUUUCUCACUAUACUAAAUUCUGUGAAAUUUAGGCAUUGAUGUUAUCCUAUUGUUUUAAAUAAUUUUAUUCAAUAGAGCUAGUUAGGUACAAGUCAUCUAGAUUUAAGUUUGUGGUACGGAGUUAUCUGUACGGGCGUAUGACUCUGACUUAGGAUUUAAUUAUAAAUAAAUUGAUGUAUCAACUCAAAAA